Anastrepha obliqua is the source of this 1927-nucleotide messenger RNA. RefSeq names its product protein bag-of-marbles (gene bam). Lineage: Eukaryota; Metazoa; Arthropoda; Insecta; Diptera; Tephritidae. Bases 275 to 1777 code for a protein of 500 amino acids. The transcript is spliced from 4 exons. The record is from RefSeq and is a predicted model, not a curated record.
AAGUUAGGUCGGACAAGUGGUAGCACUCUUCAAGUAAUUUUAAGUGGCAGCAUCGCUACCUAACUAACUAAGCCGUUUCCUGUCUAGUUUAUGCAAAAUCAAAUUUGUUAAGAAUUUCCAUUCUGAGCUGAUCGUCGAUAAUUCUAUUCUCAGUACAGACGAAUGUAAGUAGAAACUAAUCAGUAUAAUCAGACUGUAAACUAGUAACCAAGCAAAAAGAAAAAGUUCUCAAAGAGAUAGCACUUUUAAUAAAAAAGCCUCUCACCACACUAAAAUGUCGUCAAACCUUCAACCAAGUUGUGAAAAAGCUAGUCAAUUACUUAAUUUUAAUAUGGAAAGUAUUUCUCAUGAGUUAAGUUCAUUACUAAUUGGUGGCGAAUUGGAUGGACUUAGUGCAAUUGGAUCUGUUCCAACAACUUCAAGGGGGGUUCAUUCCUCUCUUAGUAUUAAGGAAGCAGAGAUACUGCAAUUAUAUCGUCAAUAUUACUACCAGCUACAGCUGCAACACCAGCAGCAAUAUCAACAGAGUAUGGUGCAAAAACAACAUUUUAAUACUAUGUCCACUUCCUAUGCCGCUGGACCUACUCCAAGUGCAAUCACCACGUCGAAUCUAAAACCUGCAAUGACGCACGGCAUGCAUUUUAAUAUAAAUAAUUGCGGUUGUGCAACACAACAAACAAAGCAAAUACCUUAUGAUCCCCUUUCAAGUCCGUUUAGUGGAGCUAAUGGCGUGCCUCCCAAACUUUCUGCAUCGCCAAAAUUUGAGUUUCACUUCCUACGUUGCCAGUCUUCGAACAAACUGCUUCCCGAUACGAAUAGUGUGCCACUUAUUUCCAGUUGUGCGCGUAGUGGUUGUGAAACCGAACAAUUUUAUGGAUUUGGAAGACGUAAUAACAGUGGUGGUAGCAGCGCUAGUGGCAAUGGACAACGCCGAUUUAUGAAGCACGGCGAGGUUGCAAAGGAAGAAGUAAUUAAUUAUGAAAAUGUUGUGAUUGAUUUGUCUGUGCUCGGUUUAUCGUCGGAUUACAAAGAACAUAAUCCCGUACUCCGAUUGUUUGGUCUCUUUCGUAAAAUGCAUUACUAUUUAAAUGAUGUUUUACCCGCUCUUGGUAGAGUGGAAAAUGAACUACUUAAUGUGGAUAACCCGCAAACAAACAAAGAGGCUAAGUGUUCCAUGCCUUGUACCAUGAAUGUGCAAUAUCAAGUUAGACAAGCGGCACGCAAAUGCACAAUUUUCUUAUGUGACAUGCAACGCAUUUUGAACGCAAAUAAAAUACACAGCCUUGAGUUGUAUUUAGAAUGUGAACAAUCUUUGAAUAUUUUGAGAAAAUUGUUGACACAAUUUGAAGCAUUCAAACGUGUUGAGAUGGAACAUAAGCGCGGACAGUUUAUUACCGAAGAUGCCCGAGUUCAAACACAGCGAUUGGAAGGACUCGUAGAGCAGUUAAGCGAUCAGAUACGCGAAACGCACAUCUAUGUGCAUGCUUUCAAUUGGGCUGUAGAACGUUCUAGGCGCUCAAUGGCAUAUAAUUUGGUGAAAGAAGAGCAAGCGAGUAUCUCAAAUAACAAUAAAUGGCUGACACCAACAGUCUCCAUGUCACAAACUAGUUCUGAGAAUAUCGCAACUGAAACAAAAGGCGUUACUACUAAAAGCGGCAUUGCUGGGCAGUCUUUGCUUUAUGAUGGAAUAUAUGGUUAUGGUAUGGGCGUUGUAACUGUUGUUGAUAAUGACUCCGAUAUUGAUCGACAAUCGACACGCUACAUUGGAUACAAGUAAAAAUGGGACGAUGCUAUAAGAAACGUGAUUUUUUUUUAAACAGGAUAUUACUAAAUAAAUAUAUUUGCCCUGUGUGCGUUAGGAUUGUAUAUAAACUUUGAAAAAUUGUAUUUAAUUAUAAAAUUUAAAUUAGUUUUAAAUUUUUUUAAU